Messenger RNA from Apis laboriosa (Himalayan honeybee), 1186 nucleotides. RefSeq names its product glucose dehydrogenase [FAD, quinone]-like. Bases 38 to 1171 code for a protein of 377 amino acids. Gene Ontology annotation, molecular function: flavin adenine dinucleotide binding; oxidoreductase activity, acting on CH-OH group of donors. The transcript has 3 exons. The record is from RefSeq and is a predicted model, not a curated record. NCBI's taxonomy places the organism in Eukaryota, Metazoa, Arthropoda, Insecta, Hymenoptera, Apidae.
GCUGAGUUUCUUGGUGCUUCUUCGUAUCCUGAUCGGCAUGUACAGAUCGGAUAUCAUUGAUCACGAAUCGAGGGUGAGGCCGACCCUGACCCCUCAAAGUAGUUACGAUUUCGUGAUAAUCGGGGGUGGCUCGGCCGGCUCGGUGUUGGCCAACCGAUUAUCGGAGAACAAUAAUUGGACGGUGUUGCUGCUGGAGGCGGGCGCCGAGGAGCCAGACUUCUCCGACGUCCCAUCAAUAUUUCCCGUUCUCCAACUUACCCCCAUGGAUUGGCAAUUCAAGACGGAACCGUCCGACAAUUAUUGCAAAGCGAUGAGAGCUCACGAGUGCAACUGGCCACGUGGCAAGGUGCUAGGUGGAAGUAGCGUAUUGAACGUGAUGCUGUACAUUCGUGGGAACAAAAAGGAUUACGAUAAUUGGGAGAGGAUGGGUAACAGGGGAUGGAGCUACGAGAACGUGCUACCCUACUUCAAGAAAUCGGAGGACAUGAGGAUCGAGGAGUAUCGGGACUCCCCUUACCACCAGACAGGUGGACACCUGACCGUCGAAUACUUCCAUUAUCGGUUGUCCAUCAUCGAUUAUCUGAUGAAAGCCGGGACGGAGAUGGGGUACGACAUCGUUGACGUAAAUGGACCGAGGCAAACCGGGUUCACCUAUUCCCACGGAACGCUGAGGAAUGGAUUGAGAUGCAGCGCCGCCAAAGCUUUCCUCCGAUCCGUUUCCAAAAGGAGAAAUCUCCAUAUCAGUACGAAGUCGAUGGUGGAGAGGAUUUUGGUGAGACAAGGGAAGAAGAAGGCUUAUGGCGUUCAGUUUCGAGUAGGGAACUCGCGUCGAAUCGUGAAAGCCAAUAGGGAGGUGAUUGUGUCGGCUGGCGCGAUACAAUCGCCGCAGUUGUUAAUGGUGUCCGGGAUAGGUCCGAAGGAUCAUUUGAGAGAGUUGAACAUCUCCGUGGUCCACGAUGCGGCUGGAGUGGGAAGCAAUCUUCAGGAUCACGUGGCCAUAGGUGGAAUGAACUAUUUGGUGAGCAAACCGGCGAAUCUCACACGAUCCUUCACCUUCAACUUGAUGAAGACGAUCAACGCCCACUCGCUUAGAUUGUUCGCCAGGAAUUAUAGCGGACCCAUGUACUCUGUCAAUGUUGCCGAGGGCAUGGCCUUCAUCAACACCAAGUGAGUGUGUGUUUCUCCG